This is a messenger RNA of Aegilops tauschii subsp. strangulata, 1474 nucleotides long. RefSeq lists its product as uncharacterized. NCBI's taxonomy places the organism in Eukaryota, Viridiplantae, Streptophyta, Magnoliopsida, Poales, Poaceae. The record is from RefSeq and is a predicted model, not a curated record.
CAGAUUCUGUUGCACCUCCCGGUGGUCGACAGCAAAUCCACCUGCCAUUCAUCAUGGAAUCCGUCCUUGUGUGCAUAGCGCUAAUUGGGUACGGUUCGUCGCCACACACACAUGUACACAAACUCACACAGCAAGACGCCGAGGCCCAGUGAAAACUGAAAACGAUCGCAAACCCUCUCUACAAAAAGAAGAGAAAUAUUUGCAGUGGUGAUAAAACUGAAGAUAGGGACGUGCAGUUUUGGAAGCAAGCAGAGCACACACAAACCAAACCAAACCAACGAUGACAUCAGUGGAGUGCGAGAGGGGGAGCCCAGCCCUGCCCGGCCCUUCUUUAAGAUCACCACCCGCCCCCAUUGCCCUCUCCCACACCUCAUCUUCGUCUUCUUCUCGCCCGGUGACACUCGAGAGCAAAGGAAUAUUCACCAGCUAGCUUGAGCUUGCUUGCUGAUCGGUUCUUUCCGGGAGGGAAGCGUCGGGUCCUGUGUUCUGUCAGGCUGGCUCUUGACAUGUUCAGAUCCAAGGUCCAGGAGAUGAUCCUCAGGAGGAAGUCCAGGUCCAUGAACGGCGCCGGCGCCGGCUGCGCGCAGCACGUCGGCAACUCGUCCACGGCUCCAUGCGACGGCGGCAAGGGUGCUGCUGCUGUUGCUGCUCGUGCGCCGUCGUUCGCCGCGCCGAGACUGCUGCACUCGUCGUCCCUCCCCGCCGGCGGCCGCGCUGCGGUCACCGGGUCCGGGAGCCCCGUGCGGGACGCCGAGACGAUGUCCGCCUACGCCAUGAGCCCGACCUCCGUGCUUGACGCGUCGGUGGCCUUCGGUUCGCCCGGCCCGGCGGUGGACGCCGGGGGGAGCAAGCGCCGGCCGUGGUGCGACGGGUGCGCGGGGCCGCACGGGCUCGCCGACGUGCUGGACUGCGCCCACGAGGCCCAGCGGAGGAAGAACGUCCUCCGGGGCGCCGUGAGGGCGCAGGCGCCGGCGCUGGUGCGGUCGUGCUCCCUGGACCGGCGCGUGGAGUUCGGCGUCAAGAACAAGAGCUCCUGGCUGCCGCUACGCGCCGCCCGCGCGGGGGCGGCGGAGCAGGAGGACGACGGGCCGUCGUCGGAGGACUACACCUGCGUCAUCUCCCGCGGGCCCAACCCGAGGACGGUCCACAUCUUCGGCGACCGCGUGGUAGACUCAUCGGCUUGCAGGUGAUUACCACGGAGAAGAAGAUACGGCCGGAACGAUAAGAAGAUCACGAAGUAGACUCUUGCUUGCCUGCAAAUAGUGCCACGCCACAGGUCCUAGUCCCUGCGUUGUACCAUGGGAAGCUGAGAGCACAAGGAAGGAAUGUAUUGACAAAAUUUUGAGAGUAGGUUCGGCUACCAUUUUUCCUGGAGAUAAUUAAACAGAAGCUGCUUAAGCUAGCCGCUUCAGUCGAAAUGCCGCGAUGCCUUUUUUUUGUAAAUUUGUGAGCUGUGACUUGGAAUGUUGACUUA